This is a messenger RNA of Notolabrus celidotus (New Zealand spotty), 1413 nucleotides long. RefSeq names its product diphthamide biosynthesis 5 (gene dph5). The record is from RefSeq and is a predicted model, not a curated record. NCBI's taxonomy places the organism in Eukaryota, Metazoa, Chordata, Actinopteri, Labriformes, Labridae. Gene Ontology annotation, biological process: protein histidyl modification to diphthamide. Gene Ontology annotation, molecular function: diphthine synthase activity. The coding region runs from base 178 to 1047 and encodes 289 amino acids. The transcript is spliced from 7 exons.
GACUGAAGCUGUCGUGAAUCGUAAACAGUUUACGGCAUGCCGUAUUCCAGUCCGUCUGUGUAUCCUACACGUGAAAACAGAGAAACAGACAGUUAACGGAGUGAUUUAAGUGUUUCAUGAGAUAUUAUCCGGUCUGCUAUCUGACACCAACCCUCCGCAGAGAGUGAAGCCGACAGGAUGCUGUACCUGAUCGGCCUGGGUCUGGGAGACGCGGAGGAUAUCACGGUGAAGGGUCUGCAGGCGGUGAAGGGCUGCUCCAGAGUCUACCUGGAGGCUUACACCUCCAUCCUGACCGUCGGCAAGGAGGCCCUGGAAGACUUCUAUGGGAAGGAGCUGAUCUUGGCGGACAGGGACCUAGUGGAACAGGGGGCUGACGAGAUCCUGAAGGAUGCUGAUGUGACUGAUGUGGCGUUCCUGGUGGUGGGCGACCCGUUUGGGGCCACCACCCACAGUGACUUGGUCCUGAGAGCAGUGCAAGCUGGGAUACCGUACAAAGUCAUCCAUAAUGCCUCCGUCAUGAACGCAGUGGGCUGCUGUGGGCUGCAGCUGUAUAACUUCGGGGAGACGGUGUCAUUGGUGUUUUGGACUGACACGUGGAGACCGGAGAGCUUCUACGACAAAAUAUGUAAAAACAGAACAGCUGGACUACACACGCUCUGUCUGCUGGACAUUAAAGUCAAAGAGCAGACCGUGGAGAACAUGAUGAGAGGGAAGAAGAUCUAUGAGCCUCCUCGCUUCAUGACAGUCAGUCAGGCUGCAGAUCAGCUGAUUCAAAUCAUCCAGAGGAGGAGGGAGGAGAAGGGGGCAGAGCUUGGUGUAACAGAGGACACGGUGUGUGUGGGCGUGGCCAGGCUUGGUGCCACCGACCAGAAGAUCUGCACGGCGACAUUACGUCAACUGGUGUCAUGUGACCUUGGGGGUCCACUCCAUUCGCUGGUCAUCACUGGACGACUCCAUCCACUAGAAGUGGACCUGCUGCGAGUGAACGCAGAACCAAAUGCACUAGAUCACCUGCACAUGAUUGACAGCUCCACCUUCUGCUCCUAACACACACUCACACUCGUUUAUACAUACCUGUGAGGACCCCAAUGACACCUUGACCCUGAAACUGGCCUGGACACUUAAAAUGUCCUCAUAACUCAGAGAUGUCCUCACUGCAGAAGUUUCUAACUCUGGUCGCCUUUGAAACCACAAAACAAACUCACACACUCACACUCACACACACACACACACACACACACACACACACACACACACACACACACACACAGUUUUUAUCCUCACAGUUCUAAAUAUGUAUAAUCCAUGAUUCUGAUUGUUGCUGAUGAACUCUUACCUGUGAACCAGGUGAGAACAUUUGUUGUUGGAAGUUUUCAGUAUGAUGUCAUCAAUAAAACUGGAGAUCAAUAAUCA